CUCUUUCCCACGCAUUCCAAGUCCAGCAAGUUCGCAGGGAGCUGUCAGCCCGUCCAGGAAGGCCCGGGCCUGGGUUUGCCUCUUCAAGCAGCUACUGCAGGGGCGUGGGCAGGGGGCAUAGGAGACUUUGGACUUUCCUUUGAGACAGUAGAAAGCGUUACAUCCAGAGGCGAGAUUCUAGCCUGGGGUCCCCGCCUUCCCGGCCUCCUCUUCCUCUCCCUCUGACUCCCUUUCCUGUGCCUCUCCCCCGGCCUCUUUUCCGGCCAGAGUCCAGCCUUAACCCGGGCAGGGGGCGGAGUCCUGUUAAGGCGGUGUGGGGAGGAGGCGGGGCCAGGGCAGGGGCGGGGCAGAACCGGGCCAAGCUGGGCGGGUCAUGCGCCCUGGCCUUCGCGCAUCUCCCGGGUUAGCUGCGUGUCCGGGUGCUAGGCUGCAGACCCGCCGCCAUGACGCUGCGCGCGGCCGUCUUCGAUCUUGACGGGGUGCUGUCGCUGCCAGCGGUGUUCGGCGUCCUCGGCCGCACGGAGGAGGCCCUGGCGCUGCCCAGAGGACUUCUGAAUGAUGCUUUCCAGAAAGGGGGACCAGAGGGUGCCACUACCCGGCUUAUGAGAGGAGAGAUCACACUUUCCCAGUGGAUACCACUCAUGGAAGAAAACUGCAGGAAGUGCUCCGAGACCGCUAAAGUCUGCCUCCCCAAGAAUUUCUCCAUAAAAGAAAUCUUUGACAAGGCAAUUUCAGCCAGAAAGAUCAACCGCCCAAUGCUUCAGGCAGCUCUCAUGCUCAGGAAGAAAGGAUUCACAACUGCCAUCCUCACCAACACCUGGCUGGACGACCGUGCUGAGAGAGAUGGCCUGGCCCAGCUGAUGUGUGAGCUGAAGACACACUUUGACUUCCUGAUAGAGUCGUGUCAGGUGGGAAUGGUCAAACCUGAACCUCAGAUCUACAAGUUUCUGCUGGACACCCUGAAGGCCAGCCCCAGUGAGGUCAUUUUUUUGGAUGACAUCGGGGCUAAUCUGAAGCCAGCCCGUGACUUGGGAAUGGUCACCAUCCUGGUCCAGAACACUGACACAGCCCUGAAAGAACUGGAGAAAGUGACCGGAAUCCAGAUUCUCAAUACCCCGGCCCCUCUGCUGACCUCUUGCAAUCCAAGUGACAUGAGCCAUGGGUACGUGACAGUAAAGCCCGGGGUCCGUCUGCAUUUUGUGGAGCUGGGCUCCGGCCCUGCUGUGUGCCUCUGCCAUGGAUUUCCCGAGAGCUGGUAUUCUUGGAGGUACCAGAUCCCUGCUCUGGCCCAGGCAGGUUACCGGGUCCUAGCUAUGGACAUGAAAGGCUAUGGAGAGUCGUCUGCUCCUCCCGAAAUAGAAGAAUAUUGCAUGGAAGUGUUAUGUAAGGAGAUGGUAACCUUCCUGGAUAAACUGGGCCUCUCUCAAGCAGUGUUCAUUGGCCAUGACUGGGGUGGCAUGCUGGUGUGGUACAUGGCUCUCUUCUACCCCGAGAGAGUGAGGGCGGUGGCCAGUUUGAAUACUCCCUUCAUACCGGCAAAUCCCAACGUGUCCCCUUUGGAGAGUAUCAAAGCCAACCCAGUAUUUGAUUACCAGCUCUACUUCCAAGAACCAGGAGUGGCUGAGGCUGAACUGGAACAGAACCUGAGUCGGACUUUCAAAAGUCUCUUCAGAGCAAGCGAUGAGAGUGUUUUAUCCAUGCAUAAAGUCUGUGAAGCGGGAGGACUUUUUGUAAAUAGCCCAGAAGAGCCCAGCCUCAGCAGGAUGGUCACUGAGGAGGAAAUCCAGUUCUAUGUGCAGCAGUUCAAGAAGUCUGGUUUCAGAGGUCCUCUAAACUGGUACCGAAACAUGGAAAGGAACUGGAAGUGGGCCUGCAAAAGCUUGGGACGGAAGAUCCUGAUUCCGGCCCUGAUGGUCACGGCGGAGAAGGACUUCGUGCUCGUUCCUCAGAUGUCCAAGCACAUGGAGGACUGGAUUCCCCACCUGAAAAGGGGACACAUUGAGGACUGUGGGCACUGGACACAGAUGGACAAGCCCACCGAGGUGAAUCAGAUCCUCAUUAAGUGGCUGGAUUCUGAUGCCCGGAACCCACCGGUGGUCUCAAAGAUGUAGAACGCAGCGUGCGCCCACGCUCAGCAGGUGCGCCGUCCUUCCACCUGCUGGGGCACCAUUCUUAGUAUACAGAGGUGGCCUUACACACAUCUCUCAUGGAUGGCAGCAUUGUUCUGAAGGGGUUUGCAGAAAAAAAAAGAUUUUCUUUACAUAAAGUGAAUCAAAUUUGACAUUAUUUUAGAUCCCAGAGAAAUCAGGUGUGAUUAGUUCUCCAGGCAUGAAUGCAUCGUCCCUUUAUAUCUAAGAACCCUUAGUGUCCUGUAGGGGGACAGAAUGGGGUGGCCAGGUGGUGAUUUCUCUUUGACCAAUGCAUAGUUUGGCAGAAAAAUCAGCCGUUCGUUUAGAAGAAUCUUAGUAGAGAUUGGGAUGCCUUACUCAAUAAAGCUAAGAUGACUAUG
Molecule: messenger RNA, 2509 nt
Organism: Gorilla gorilla gorilla (western lowland gorilla)
Lineage: Eukaryota; Metazoa; Chordata; Mammalia; Primates; Hominidae
Gene: EPHX2
Product: epoxide hydrolase 2
Exons: 19
Coding region: 444-2111 (555 amino acids)
Molecular function (GO): catalytic activity
Source: RefSeq, a predicted model, not a curated record